Pungitius pungitius (ninespine stickleback) is the source of this 7680-nucleotide messenger RNA. RefSeq names its product sickle tail protein homolog. The record is from RefSeq and is a predicted model, not a curated record. The transcript has 22 exons. The coding region runs from base 116 to 6526 and encodes 2136 amino acids. NCBI's taxonomy places the organism in Eukaryota, Metazoa, Chordata, Actinopteri, Perciformes, Gasterosteidae. Gene Ontology annotation, cellular component: cytoplasm.
CUCCAGGCUCACCCGCCCCCCGUCGAUAGGGGCCCGAUCCAAGCUGCCCCCCGCCAGGAAGGAAUGCCCCGGUGCGAGCGGUCGAGCCCGGGUGCUGAGCGUGGGGGAGAAGCUGAUGAGGGCCGGAAGCGACGGGAUCCUGAGCAGGCAGAAGUCUUUCAAGGACAAAGCGCAGGGCGAGAGCCGGCCCGAGGCCCCGGCGCCCCCCGGCCAGGGUCCAGGUGAGAAGGGCCAAGAGACGGAGGUGCUCCCUCCCAAGAGCCGGAUCAGCCCACCCAAAGUGGCAAGUCCGCUGCAGGGCUCUGUGCACAAGCAGACCAAAAGCAACCUGAAGGUGACCUCCCCGGAGGACACGCAGCACGUCGGCCGCAGACAGGCCUCCCCGGAUGGGACUUCGAGGGGGGACGCCAAAGGCAGCCGCACUGUCCCCCGCAGGCACACGUUGGGGGGAGCGCGCGGCUCUCGGGAGAUCCUGGCCAUGCAGCCGCCCGACAUGGACAAGAAGAGGGAGGCCUUCCUGGAGCACCUGAAGCAGAAAUACCCCCACCACGCCUCGGCAAUCAUGGGCCACCAGGAGCGGCUGCGAGAGCAGUCUUUACAGGGCAUGCUCUCCUCCCUUCACUCAGAGCUUGACAUUCAGAGGUACUUGAUGAAAAUCCAGUUGCCUCACAGAAGCAGAAGCCCGAAGCACGGCCCACACUCCAGCACCGGCGACCAGGUCGACCACCUGUCCCUGGCCUCCCUGGACUCGUUGGACGCCAUGUCCGAGGCCGACUCGCCAUCAGCCUUCACCCGCGGCAGCCGGAUCCGUGCUAGCCUGCCCGUGGUGCGAUCCACCAACCAGACCAAGGACCGCUCGCUAGGUGUGCUGUACCUGCUCUACGGGGACGAGACCAAGCAGAUCCGCAUGCCGAAUGAGAUCACCAGCAUGGACACGGUCAGGGCUCUGUUCGUCAGUGCCUUCCCGCAGCAGCUCACCAUGAAGAUGCUGGAGUCGCCCAGCGUCGCCGUCUACGUCAAAGACGACAUGAGGAACAUUUACUACGAGCUCGCAGACGUCAGGAACAUAGCGGAUCACUCCUGCCUGAAGGUCUACCACAAGGACCCGGCGCAGGCGUUCAGCCACGGCCCGAGGCCCGCCAACGGCGAUGCCAGGAUGCACAGCGAACCGAUGCAUGCCGUUCGGGAUGGCCCGCCCCCUCUGAGGCAGCCCCCCGUGGGCCCCCCGGCACACCACCCCAUGCAGGGAGCCCUUCCACCAUCUCCCCACUCCAUGCCCCCGUCCCCCUCCAGAAUCCCGUUCGGCCCGCGGCAGGGCUCCUUACCUGGCAACGCCACUAUCCCGCGGGACCGGCUGUCAAAUGCCAACCCUGCGGCCCGCUCCAUCUCGCCCUGUCCCAGUGCCAUCCUGGAAAGACGGGACGUCAAGCCGGACGAGGACAGGGGCGGCAAAAGCCAGAGUCUAUCAAGGGGAAGUGAGAGCUUGUACGCGGACCCGUACGUGCUCCAAGAUGGAAGAAUGAGCAUGGCCUCUGCCCACGGACCACAGCAGAGCCCCGGGAUCGAUGGUACCGAUCACGCCAUAGGAGGGUUUCACCGCGCCUCCAUCCGCUCCACGGGCUCAUACGGCGGGCCGAGCCCGACGGACACUAUGGAUCACCCCUCUCUGUACCGGCAGAAGUCCAGGAACAGCCAGCUGCCUACUUUGGGCUCAAAGACACCUCCCCCGUCCCCUCACCGGAUGGCUGAGGUGCGGAUGAUUGACAUCCAUGGCGGGCCUCCUUAUGGCGGGCCUCCUCACGGUAUGCCUCCUCACGGCGGGCCUCCUCCUGGCAUGCCCCCUCACGGUAUGCCCCCUCACGGCAUGCCCCCUCACGGCGGGCCUCCUCACGGUAUGCCCCCUCCCGGCAUGCCCCCUCAUGGCGUGCCGCCUCACGGCAUGCCCCCUCCCGGCGUGCCCCCUCAUGGCGUGCCCCCUCACGGCGUUCCCAUGGAGAGAAGCUCACCCGUGCGCCAGUCAUUCAGGAAGGAGGAAGCGGCGGGCGCCAAGCCCCGGAACAGCAUGGGGUCACCUGUGGUUCCGGACCUCCAGGGUCACCUCCAGGGGCCCAUCGCAGUUGCCAGUGAGCAUCAGACCCGAGUGCGAAUGAAGGCUAUGGAGCAACAGAUUGCCAGCUUGACUGGUCUUGUUCAGCAUGCACUUUUAAAGGAGCCAAACACUAGUGGCACCAAGGAGCUACUAAGUGAGAUACCAUCGAAGACAUCAUCUCCAGCUCACAGUGCACAUAGCUCAGGUGGAUCCCCAGUCUUGGCCCCCAAGAGCAGCGCAGCUCCACUUGCCAAGGGUCCAGUUCCUCUCAAAGUCAACCUCUUGCAGUUCAGGAAGAACGUUUCUGACCUCAGGAUGCAACUGCAUCAGAUGAGACAGCAGCAGGUCCAGAACCAAGAGGCAUUACGAGUCCAGCUGAAGCGGGCAGAGCAGGAAAUCAGUGUUAAACUUAUGGAGGCCAUGCAAGGCCUGGAGGACCCUGUGCAGAGGCAGAGAGCUCUGGUGGAGGAGGACAGGCACAAGUACUUGGGUCUGGAGGAGCGUGUCCUCACACAGCUCGGUGAGCUGGAGCAGUAUGUCGGCUCCCUGCAGAAGGACUUGGAAGCGACACAAAGAGCAGUGACUCUGAAGGACGUGGAGGAGGGAGCAGUGACGCUGAGAAAGGUGGGAGAAUCUCUGGCAGGACUCAAAGGAGAGUUCCCGGCUCUACAAACCAAAAUGCGCUCCGUGCUGAGGGUGGAGGUGGAAGCAGUCAAGUUUUUAAAGGAGGAGCCUCACAAACUGGACAGCAUGCUGAAAAGGGUCAAGAGCGUGACUGACACACUCAACGGUCUGAGAAGAUGUGCUCCUGAGGGCCCUCAGAAAGGACCGGAUCCCUUCGCCAAGGUCCCGGUGGACGACAGCUCUCCAGCCGCCGCAGCCAAAGCUCCCCCCCCACCGGUGGUCCAGCCCAGCUCCGCGCCGGAGCCCCAGAGCUCCACCGUCAAGUCGGAGGUGAUGCCUUCCUCUCCGGUGGUCAUCCACCAUGUGCAGAGUUCUCCGGUCCACAUACGGCAGUCCCAGCAGUCUGCGGCCCUGACGGCUCAGCCCAGCCCACCGCUCACCCCCAGCCCCUCCCACGUCCCCGCUCCCGCCCCGAGUCAGGACCGGGACUCGGCCAACGGGGGAGCCUCCGAUCCGCCGGGCCCCGCCCAUCAUAAGAAGACACAGGGCAACCCGGUGAAUAACGGCAACGGCACCGCCCCCCAGGGUCUUGUUGUAGAGGAGCUCCAGACCAGCCGGGAGAAGGGCAAACAAAGAGCCAUGUCCAUAAAGGCGGCAGAGAGGGAGUGGGAAGAGAGGAGGCAGAACAUGGGUCAUUAUGAUGGAAAAGAGUUUGAGAAGAUCCUGCAGGAAGCCCAGGCCAACAUGAUGAAGGGCAUUCCCAGUCUAGAAGUUGAAGAGAAUCCGACCCCGAUCCCGGAUGCCACUACGGAACGAGAAGACAUACACAACCUUGUGGAGUCACUGACAGAGCCCCAGUCGGAGCCUCACUCCGACAAGCCGGGCCAGAAGGGGCCUGAGAAACUCCCAAAGCCCGCGCUGGAGAAACCAGCCAAACCUUCCAAGAGCGCCGCAAAGCCGACGGAGAGCUUUGCCAAGCAGGGCUCUGAGAAGUCCAGCAAGUCCCCAGCGCCACCACCUCCUCCCAGGAAGACCUACUCUAGCUCCAGCUCCGGCAUGACUACCACGCGCUCCGGCGAAGUGGUCUUUACUAGCAGGAGGGAGUCGGUCUCGGCUCAGGAGGGUGAAGGGGACACUCCACCACCAAGUCCCCAACCAAAGCCCAACAAGGUUCGUCCAGAGACCAAGCCCAAGCCAGCCACCCCUCCCCCGGUCACUGCUCCCGUUGCCAGAGAAGAGGAGGACGAAGGCGACAGGAUCAUGGCAGAGCUGCAGGUUUUCCAGAAGUGCGCAGUUAAGGACGUAGGGGUGAAAAAUUUGGUAGAACCGACCUCUCGAAUUGAACCGCAAAUCAGAGAGCUAAGACCGGGGGCCUUAUUGCCCCUCAAAGAGAAAAAGCAGAGCUCUGAGCCCACUCGAGAGGAUAAAGAUCCAGACAUAGAUGAAAAUGGGAAUACCACUGUCCGACAAAGCCAAGGGGUCAUAUACUAUGUGACCGGUCAGAUUCCCAAAGAGCAUCCGGCCCCGUCAGGAACAGAGGAAACCCCCGAACACCGAGAGCCCACACAGCCUCCAUCACAGGUGUCAAAUGUCAAUGUUAACGACAAUUCUCCAAGCCAACAAAAGCAGCAGCACCAGCAGCCACAGUCUCCGCCACCCAAAUCACCACCACCUGUCACACCUCCACCCAUAUCACCCAAGCCCGUGGGACUGAAAGGAUUCAAACUUCCACGGACGCAAGUCAAACGCGCUGAGUCCUUGAAGACCAGUGCCGAAAUGGAGAGGGGAAAAGUCCUCAAUAAAAUGAAUACUGAGAGGAAAAAUAAUGCUAUCCAGCAACGUGUUGAUUCUAGUAAAAUUAUAACACCCGAGCCUGCGGCUACCACCACGACCAUCGGCGUACAAGAGGUGCCAAAAGGUUCCGUCGCUCCACCAAAAAAGCCCCCAAGCGAGGCCAGAGAUCCACCAAAACCCAAAUCGAAUCUGGAGGAGUAUCAUGACGAGGCGAGUCUCAGUCCGGACUUGCCCGGAGAAGAGGCGCCUCCGCCCCCCGACAACAUCGCCUUUAUGAUCACCCACACCAAAGUUCAGGCCCUUUCCCGCGGCGAGUACCAGGAACUGGUCAACGCCCAGAAGGGAAACGACUUCCAGACUUUUACUUUAGGUAAUGCUGCUUACCCGGGCGGCCCGACGGCAGUACCCACUGCGCCGCAGGACAACGGCUUCAACAAGAAGCCCGUCAUCAUCAUCUUCGACGAGCCCAUGGACAUCCGUUCGGCGUACAAGCGCCUGUCCACCGUCUUUGAAUGCGAAGAGGAAAUGGACAGGAUGAUGGCGGCCGAGUGCAUCGAGGAGGAGAGCGAGGAGUCAGACACCGAGAGUGGGGGCGGGCAGGUCAAAGCGGCCGGGGUCGAGGCGGCCUCUCCGAAGGUCGCCGCGGACCAGCUUGCGGCCAGCUUGUCGUCCUCGUCUUCGUCGUCGAUCCCUGAGCUGAUCACCGAGGGCGGAAUGAAUCUGGAGUCGAGCAGCGACGCCAAGCACGACGUCAAGAAGAAGUUCAAGUUCAAGUUCGCCAAGAAGCACCUGGCGGCCCUGACCCAGGCCAUCCGCUCGGGCACCAAGUCGGGAAAGAAGACCUUACAGGUGGUCGUGUACGAGGACGAGGAGGAAUCCGACGGCACUAUCAAGCAGCACAAGGAAGCAAAGAGAUUUGAGAUCGCGCGCUCAAAGUCCGUGUCGGACGCGCCCAGGGCGCCGGGCUCAGCCGCGCCGCCGAAGAGGCAGAACUCGGACUCCCUCUACAGGACGGACGAGAUCCGGAAGAACACCUACAAGACACUGGACAGCCUGGAGCAGACCAUCAAGCAGCUGGAGACCACCAUUAGCGAGAUGGGACCACAGUCCCCCGGGGAGCCGGUCGGCUCCGAGGAGGCCCAAGCGGAGUACGGGAAAGGCUCGGAAGGAGUGGGGCUGAAGAGGUCUUCCUCUCUCCCCACCUCCAGAGGGUCAGGCGCUAAGGUAUCCAGCAAAAAGCCAUCGCUGAAGAAGAUUAAACCUCAACUCCUUCCUCGCCCUGUAGUCAUCCCUACACCCACCAGCACCACCACCACCACCACUGUCCCCAGUGCCCCCGCCACAGUACGACAGAACACCAGUGUCGCUUCCCCUACUAGUCGGAUGCCCGUCCCUUUGUCUGCGAAGUCCAGGCAGUCGCCGGGUACUGCUGACAAAGCGGGAAAACAACAAAAACUGCAGGACGCUCAGAGGCAGUUUCGACAGGCUAACGGAAGUGCUAAAAGAGUGGGAGGGGAUCAUAAAACUACUUCCCCUACUACACCCACCUCUAAAAUCCCUGCUUUUUACCCUAGCUCUACUAAAGGCAGCUCCCAGUCUGUGCAAAACUCCGAUGCAACUAAUCCCAUUAACCCUUCCUCCUCCUCUGUAACAAAAUCCAACACCCUGUCCUCCCCCGCUUCUCGUUCCGGUUCCCAACCCUCUUCCCACAUCCCCUCCCUGUCUAACGGAUCUCUCAAACUCCCCACACCCUCCCAGCACACAGGUAAAGCUCUCUCGUUCUCCUCCCAGACUCAGAAUGGUCGAGUGCACUCCUCCUCUUCAUUCUCAUCCUCCUCCUCCUCCUCCUGCUCCUCCUCCUCCUCCCCCUCCCCUCUGUCGCCCACUCCUGUGGGCCCGGGCGGAAAGAGCAUCCGCACCAUACACACCCCGAGCUUCACCAGCUACAGGUCCCACAACGGCAGCAGCGGCGGCAAAUCCUGCAUCCCGACCGCCACAGCAGCAAAGGACGCCGCUUAGCCCCCGUUACGGCCCCCGUUACGGCCCCCGGUUACGGCCCCCGUUACGGCCCCUCUGGCUUUACCGCAUGGCAGGUACAGCCAGUCAUGUGUAGUUGGGUUUUUUUUCUCGUUUUGGUUGGCUGGUUUCUUCUGUUCCUAUAAAAGUGUUAAGUAACGCACCCCCCCCCACACACACACACUUCAUGUUUUAUUUUACACUGGCAUUCUCCAAUGCUUUGCUUUGAGUUGCAAUUUACAUGUUUUUCUUGGAGGUUUAGCACAUGUUCUGUCAACGAUUUUUUUAAAGAAGUAAAAAAAUAAUAAUAAUAAUAAUGUUUUAACACAUUGUAGAUGUAAAAGGCUCUUGUGGUGUUAAAAAUCUAUUUUUUUGCUGUAGUUAGGGAAUAUAGGAUUUAUGUACAAUCACAAAGUACCAUAUCAAAUAAUGUGUUUUAUUUUUCAAACCAGAGAUUGAAUAACUAUAGCAUAUUUAAUCUUCUAUAUUUCUUAUGUUGUCAGACAUUCAACACAGCCCUUGUAAAUGCCUUUUAUGAGUGUAUACAUAAUGUAUACAACUGUUAAAGUUAAACUCAUUAUUAACUUCUGUUUUCCAAAAGAAUUUUUCGUGUUUUUCAACCAUGCAAACUGCCAAUUUCUUUUACAGAUAUGCAAAACUGGUAUAAGUAAUACAGGUUUUCAUUGUAGUGUGCCUAUUUGCCAAAGUUGUUGUACAGUUGUUGUAUGAUUCACUUCCGGCCUAAUCCAGUCACAAGAUUUAGGGCAAGUUACAUGCACUCUCUGCAGUGUUGACCUCAGUGUUUGUACUGGUGGUCCUGGGUUGUUAGGUUAACAAUGUGUUGUUGUCUAAAUGUAAACUGUACUAAAACAAAUUGAAUCAGUUCGACCACAUGUACAAAGAUGCUUCUACUAAGAAAAUAAGUAGUUUUGUUAACAUACCAAAGUUUGUUUGUAUGCAUGCCUUUCAAAUACUUUAAGAGAGUGAUGUAAAAAAAAGAUUAUGUUUGCACAAAUAGAUUUUGUAAAUAUCUGGUUUUUCUCUCGUUUUUUGUAAAGCUUUAAAUCAUACUAUUACGAAGCAAUGUGGUAAAGACAAAAACUGUGUUGGAGUAGCAAAAAUAAAGAUGUGCAUGCUUGUAAUGCAUCGAGCCUAAA